Molecule: messenger RNA, 2855 nt
Organism: Pyrgilauda ruficollis (rufous-necked snowfinch)
Lineage: Eukaryota; Metazoa; Chordata; Aves; Passeriformes; Passeridae
Gene: SLC39A12
Product: solute carrier family 39 member 12
Exons: 13
Coding region: 265-2376 (703 amino acids)
Biological process (GO): zinc ion import across plasma membrane; intracellular zinc ion homeostasis
Cellular component (GO): membrane
Molecular function (GO): zinc ion transmembrane transporter activity
Source: RefSeq, a predicted model, not a curated record
UAAGGGCAGCUCUCUCCAUAGCAACUGAAAACUUUUCAAGGCAGCAAUAAACUAAUCCUCUCCAGCUUCCAGAGCACCAUCAAGGAAUUUUAAAAACAUUGGACUUCCAGCAGCUAAAUACUUCUGAGGAUUCAGAAGGCCACAAACCUAGAUACUCGAGCACUCUUUUUCCCUUCAGAAGAUUCUUCAGAUUUCCAGUUUAAGCUGUGCAGCCCAAACAACAAUCCAACGUUCAGUGCAGAUCACAAACUGCAGGAAGAGGAGAUGUGUUUUCUGACCAAGCAUCCAGCUCUUGGGGUGGUAUGUUCUGCUUUCAUAUUCAGCGUGCUCAUUGCUGAAGGACAGCCUGGGGAAGAGCAUGGGCAGGAUGGCAGCAAUCCUCCCAGCAGAGGCUCUCUGGUGGAAGUUUUACGCAUUCUCUCAGCUGAAAACACUGAGCUCCACAUGAACCACUCACGAGAACUGGUCAAAAUGUUACUGAAGAGAGCUGAGUGCCCACAGCGGAUUUAUGGCAUGCAAGAGGAUUGUAAUCUGUGCCUUGAACCAGAUGCUUUGUUACUGAUAACUGGAGGAGAUUUAGAAGAUCAUCUCAGUGAAGAAGUAUUUGAGAGAAUUUCUCUUAUUCUUCUCUACUACAUUCUUCAUCGUAGAGAUAUGUGCUCUUCAGAAUUCAGCUUGAAUGAUAAGGAUUAUAAAUUUUACCUACAGAGUAUGCUUAGUUUAAGACAUGAUGAAGACUGUUAUUAUUUUUCACGAAAUGAAACUGAAGAUAUUUUAGCUGCAGUAAGGCAGCAUUUUAAAACUUCUGAAAACCAGUGUGUUGAUGUGAGCACUCUGGAGAAAAAUGCUGAUAUAGUGGACAGAGAUGGCGCUGAUGAAAACACUCUUCCACGCCUGGCUGCUUUAAUCCUUACUCUGGCUCUCCAAGGAGUCUGUAUGGGGAAAGCAAGUUUGCCUUCCCCAGAAUUCUUUAUAAAAUAUAUUUUCAGUUCUCUAAAUAGUACCACUGAGCUCCAAGUGACAGAACUAGAACAACUGCUCAAUGUGCUUAGAGCCAAAAAGACCUGCACUGUAAAUGGACAAUUUCACAGUCACAAAAGAAGACGUUACAGUAUGGCAAUCAGAGAUAUUGGAAGAAGAAAUACUUCAGUCAAAGGAAACCAUACAAAAGGAGACUAUCUGAAAGGCUAUUUUGAAGAUCGUGAAAGAAACACAGAUUGGGACCAGGUUUGUUUCUCUGCCAAUGAGCUUGUGAAGAUAUUUUUGAAAAACAGUUCUUCCUCCAUUUCUAAGGACCACUUCAAGCAAAUCAGUCCAGCUAUCAUUCAACAACUUUUAAGUUGUUCAUGUCAGCUUCCUGACUUCAAACAGACAAAGCUUCCACCAACAACUGUGGAAAAAUAUGGUUACAGCACUGUUGCUGUUUUACUUAUUACUAUUGGAUCUAUGUUUGGUACAACUCUCAUUUUAUUUAACUCCUGUCAAGAAAUCUAUACACUCAUUUUACAGCUGUUUGUCGGUUUGGCUGUUGGAACCCUUUCUGGAGAUGCAUUGCUGCAUCUUAUUCCUCAGACUCUUGGUUUGCAUAAACAUGAAGCACAAGAUGUAGAGCAUUUCUAUGAGGGAAAAGAAUAUAUUUGGAAACUUUUGGGAAUAAUUGGAGGAAUUCAUGGAUUUUUUCUGAUAGAAAAGUGUUUCUUUCUUUUGGUAACACCUCGUGACAAGCAGGGUCUUUCUUUAGUUAAUGGGCACUGGGGACAUUCCCAUGAUCUUCCAGUGGAGUCUGAAUUAAAUGAACAUUCAGGCAGAGGCAAAUCUACUUCAACCAUACAGUUGAGAAGCUCGGAAGAUUCUGAACCUGCUGAAGCUCCUCCAGACAGCAAGGUGAUCAGCAAAAAAAGUAAAAAAAUCAGCUUGUUAGCAAUAAUGGUUCUGGUGGGUGACAGUCUUCACAAUUUUGCUGAUGGCUUGGUAAUAGGAGCAGCAUUCUCAUCCUCAACAGAAACAGGUGUGACAACGACUGUUGCUAUUUUAUGCCAUGAAAUUCCUCAUGAAAUGGGAGAUUUUGCUGUGCUGCUAAGUACAGGGCUCCCAACGAAGAUUGCAAUUUUGAUGAAUUUUAUAAGUGCACUAACAGCAUUCUUAGGACUUUAUAUUGGCCUUUCUCUGUCGACUGACCCAUCCAUUCAAAACUGGAUCUUUACUAUUACAGCUGGAAUGUUCUUGUAUUUAUCUUUAGCAGAAAUGCUUCCUGAAAUGACUCAUAUUCAGACACGGCGACCCUGGUUGAUGUUUCUGCUACAGAACCUUGGAUUACUAUUAGGCUGGCUUUGCCUCUUACUUUUGGCUGUAUUUGAACAGAAAAUUAAAAUAUAAGUUUUCUGUUGGAAAUCUCAAAGUACCACUUAUGACAGUGGAUAGCAUUAUUCACAAUUUUGUUAUGUCUGCCAUAGUAAUAUGUAAAUUAAGUUGCUGGGAUUUUAUAUCUGAAUAGUAGAUAACUAUUUUACUUGAUUAACUUAUUGUCCAUAUUUUUGUAAUUAUUUUUUUUUUGUAAACAUGAAUAUUUAGAAUUCUGUUUUAUUUGUUACUGAGUUUACCAGAUCCCAUGCUCAAACUCACAGGAGCUUUUGAUUAGCUUUUAUUGAGACUGUUCUAGUUGAAUGCUCUAAGUGAUCUCUGCCAGUCUGAUUGAAGAAAAGAAUAAAACACUUUUAUAUGCAAUAAUUAAAGUGGACUAACCAUAGUUUAAUAAUUUGAAUAUGGAAUGGUUUUUUUUUUGCCUUUUAGUACAAAGAAUUAUUUCUUUAAAUUUAAAAAGUGUAGCAAAGCUAAACUGCUAAAUGGCAUAAAGC